GCCGCCAUCUUGACUGAGGGCAGAGCGCAGAUGAGGGUCGGCGUGCGGCUGUGGGGGGCGCUGAGGAGUUUCAGGACAAUGUCGGGGAGCUCUGCCCACAAUCCGCUGAUCGCCGUCUGUCAGGUGACCUCCACCGCCAACAAGGAGGAGAACCUGUCCACCUGCUCCGCCCUCAUCCGGGAGGCCUCCGCCCGCAACGCCGCCAUGGUCUUCCUCCCCGAGGCCUUCGACUACAUCGGGGGGAGCACCGAGGAGACGCUGAGCCUGGCCGAGAGCCUGGAGGGGGCGCUGAUCCAACAAUACGCCGCGCUGGCCAGGGAGUGCCGCCUGUGGCUGUCUCUGGGUGGAUUCCACGAGAAGGGCCCCAACUGGGAGAAAGACCGCAGGAUCUCCAACUCCCACCUCCUCCUGGAUGACACAGGAUGCAUCCGGUCCAUCUACCGCAAGGCUCACCUAUUUGAUGUGGAGCUACAGAGUGGGGUGUCCCUGAAGGAGAGCAGUUUCACGAUCCCGGGGGUGGAGCUGGUACCCCCCGUCUGCACACCGGUGGGAAAGGUCGGUCUCGCCAUUUGCUACGAUCUUCGCUUUCCCGAGAUGUCGCUGGCGCUGUCCCGGGAAGGAGCGGAAAUUCUCACCUACCCCUCCGCCUUCAUCGUCACCACAGGCCUGGCGCACUGGGAGGUGCUGCUGAGGGCCCGAGCCAUAGAGAACCAGUGUUACGUGGUGGCGGCGGCACAGACCGGCAGCCACAACCAGCGCAGGACUUCAUACGGCCACGCCAUGGUGGUGGACCCUUGGGGCGCUGUCGUAGCGCAGUGCCGAGAGGGACCCGGGCUGUGCUACGCGGAGAUCGACCUGCCUUGCCUCCACCGCGUGCGGAGAGAGAUGCCGGUGCAGAAUCACCGCAGGGCCGACCUGUACGGCACCGUCGGCAAGAAGAGUCAGGGCUGA
Molecule: messenger RNA, 951 nt
Organism: Staurois parvus
Lineage: Eukaryota; Metazoa; Chordata; Amphibia; Anura; Ranidae
Source: the annotation of a GenBank genome assembly